Molecule: messenger RNA, 10515 nt
Organism: Coregonus sp. 'balchen'
Lineage: Eukaryota; Metazoa; Chordata; Actinopteri; Salmoniformes; Salmonidae
Source: the annotation of a GenBank genome assembly
AUGAGUGACCGUUCCGACUGGUGGCGAGUGCAAGGAGUCCCUGUACGGACGCAAAUACAUCCAGGUGGAGGACGUUCCCCACUGCAUCCCCUGCUAUGACCGCCUGUAUGCCAACACAUGUCAGGAGUGCAAGGAGCUCAUCGCACACAACGCACGGGUAAGCAUAUGCAAGGGCCUAUGGUCUGAGUUAAGCAUAUAUGUGUGUGUGGUGUGUGUGUGUGUGUGUGUGUGUGUGUGUGUGUGUGUGUGUGUGUGUGUGUGUGUGUGUUUACUUGUGGCUAGUGGGUGUUUUCUGUUUUCUGCCUACACUUCUGUCUAUGUGCAGUCUCUUCUGAGGUUUUCACUUCUGUGUGUGUGUGUGUGUAUGUAUGUGUGUAUGUGUGUGUGUGUUGUGUGUGUGUGUAUGUGUGUAUGUGUGUGUAUUUGUCCUUGUCCAUGUGUUCGUCUAUAGUGGCUUCUAAAGAAUAGAUUUUGGAACAAUUCAAAUAAAAUACAAACAAGGUUAUUCACAACCGUCAAAAAACUGGAUGUAAUGUAAUGUUAUUGAGAAUAAAGAACAGGACCUAAUGUUUUUGGAAAACAUAACUUUCCUGCACUUUGUCGAAUACGAAGAUGUCUGCAAAUCCCCUUUGAGCUCCUCCAGCCAGACAUUAAAACACAGGGCUGAAGGGAAAACCCUUAGGCGCCACGGGGCAAGGGUAACCCCUGAGUUAUGGACUCCCUUUGGAGGGACUAGCAGGAAAUCAAAGUUCUGUUAGCUUUGGCCCUUCUCCUCCUCCUCACAAAACUCACAGCCCUCAUCCUUCUCUGUCCCAUUCCCUGUACUGGUUCUGUAAAAACCCACGCACGUGUUAGAUCUAAUGGAUUAUUAUAUAUAGUUUCCACCCAGAACAUAAUGUGAGACAUUAAUCAUGCGAUGUGUGUUAACAGUGUUUGCUUGCACUACGGUUGACCUGGAACAUAAGCAGUUAGGGGCACUGUUUCAAUAUUUACUCAAAUGGUUUAUAUUGAAGUUAGAGUUAUUCCGUAAAACCUCCUUAUUAACAGAUCUAAUCUAGCUCAUUGUCAGAUUAACAUAAAUGAUUAAUGUGAAUCAGAGGAGGCUGGUGGGCGGAGAUAUAGAAGGACGGGCUCAUUGUAAUGGAAUGGAAGGAAUGGAAAGGUAUGGAACACAUCAAAAUGGUUACCAUGCGUUACCAUGCGUUACCAUGCGUUACCAUGCGUUACCAUGCGUUUGAUACCUUUCCACUUAUUCCAUUCCAGCUAUUACAAUGAGCCCGACCUCCGAUAUCUCCUGCCCACCAGCCACAGCUAAUGUGAUCUUUCAAUCCCAAUUUUCCCAGACUCUAAUGCUGUGUUCAUAACCAAGUGGGAAGGUGGUAAUUACCAGUUGUAAAGUCAUAAAUGCCAGUUGGAUGCAUUCACAUGCUUUGAACUCGUUGAGAAACGCCGAUAGGCUAAUGGCCAACAAGAUGCAUCAACGAUAAACUAAAUGUACAGCUAUCAUGGUUGUAAACAAAUUAUAAUGUUAAAAAACAUAUGAAUAGUUUGCUUUUUAUAAAUAAUGUUUUUUUUUUGUUGCAUUUAACUGCCGAAAAUGCUGUUAUCGAGGUCAUUUCCUUAGUGGGUGAUGUCAGAGGUCAGCAUGUGCGAGAAGUUGGAGCUCAGAGAUGAUAGACGAGUUUCCCACCAGUAAUAACCAGUUGGAGGGACGUGCAGGUGGAUUUGUCCCAGUCGUAUCUGUUAAAUACCCACUUGGUUAUGAACUCAGCAUUACCCUGUCCCUGCCUUGACCCAUCACCUCUCUCCCUCUCCAGGAGCUGUUCUACGAGGACCGGCACUACCACCAACACUGUUUCCGUUGUUUCCGCUGUGACCGCUCGCUGGCGGACGAGCCCUUCACCAGCCAGGAGGAGGCGCUGCUGUGCAACGACUGCUACUGCAACGAGUUCUCCUCCAAGUGUGUGGCCUGCGACAGGACCGUCAUGCCAGGUAAAGGACCCACACCUGAUACUGAUUCCCUUGAGUAGGGGGAGGUACCCUCAAGCAGAAACAUCGAAACUCCCCAAAAAACGUGCGGGAUACAUGACAACACACUUUCACCCUACUGUGCUGAGCUGAGCUGGUGUUUAACACCUGGGGAAACCACUGUCAUGAGUAUUGAGUAAAGCAGCUCUGUCUCAGUCAGCGUCACGCAAGUGUAGACAUAGGAGUUCUCACAAGCAGUCGCGGAAGGCAUAGCCCUAUGGGCCCUUGUCAAAAGUAGUGCACUACAAAGGGAAUAUGGGGCCAUUUGGGAAGCAGCAAUAAAACGUCUAAUGUAUUCUUGUGGUUGAGCAUGGUGUGACACAGCUUAGAUGUGAGUGUGAUUGUCUGCUCGCUGACUGAAAGUAAAGUCUCAGUUGAAUUCUGUCCCCAGGGUCUUUGGGACGGCAUGGCAGCGUUACACCACCAGCAGGGACUGGAAAUGACACAGGCUUCAAUCUGGACAGGGCAGGUUGGGGGGUAUUUCUCCAUGGCUUCUGCUGAACUGAGCACUGAGUAGUCGUUUUGUCGGGUUUCUGUGGUCGAACGCAGUUAAACGCUACACUGCCCCCUCGCCCCUCUUAAAAAUGCAGCCAAUUGCGAUUCCACUGGCCGACCUCCCCACGGGCGCAUUUCAGGUCCCAGAGCUCGUAAAACAAUGAUUAAGACAUCUGAUGUUCAUUUUCAUAGGCAUGGCUUUUUUAUUUUGGCUACUUUUAAUUCCUACUUGGAGGAAGUGUUUAUUUGUGGAAGACGCUUAAAGUCAAAAGUUUGAAUAAAGUAUGAAUAAUAUUACAGUCAAGAAUGCCUGUGUGGUGUUAUAGCAAGUCUGGGCUGAAUGGCUUUAUGUAAGCAGAGAUGACUGGAAUGAAUGGCUUUUGUAAGCAGAGAUGACUGGGCUAGAUGGCUUUAUGUAAGCAGGGGAUGAUGAAUGAAUGGCUUUAUGUAAGCAGAGAUGACGGGCGGAAGGCUUUAUGUAAGCAGAGAUGACUGGGAUAGAGGGGUUUAUGUACGCAGAGAGACUGGGCUAGAUGGCUUUAUGUAAGCAGAGAUGGAUGGAAUGAAUGGCUUUAUGUAAGCAGAGUGACUGGGAUAGAUGGCUUUAUGUAAGAGAGAUGACUUUGGAAUGAAUGGCUUUAUGUAAGCAGAGAUGACUGGGAUGAAUGGCUUUAUGUAAGCAGAGAUGACUGGGCUAGAUGGCUUUAUGUAAGCAGAGAUGACUGGAUAGAUGGCUUUAUGUAAGCAGAGAUGACUGGGAUAGAUGGCUUUAUGUAAGCAGAGAUACUGGGCUUAGUUUAGUCAGGAUGACUGGGAAGAUGGCUUAUAGAAAAUAUGGGAUAAUGGCUUUAUGUAAGCAGAGAUGACUGGAAUGAAUGGCUUUAUGUAAGAGGAUGACUGGGAUAGAUGGCGUUAUUGCAGAAUGACUGGAUAAGGCUUAUGUAAGCAGAGAUGACUGGGCUGAAUGGUUUAUAAGCAGAGAUGACUGGGCUAGAUGGCUUUAUGUAAGCAGAGAUGACUGGGCUGAAUGGCUUUAUGUAAGCAGAGAUGACUGGGCUGAAUGGCUUUAUGUAAACAGAGAUGAUGGGAUAGAUGGCUUUAUGUAAGCAGAGAUGACUUGGCUAAUGGCUUUAUGUAAGCAGGAUGACUGGGCUAGAUGCUUAUGUAAGCAGAGAUGACUGGGAUAGAUGGCUGAUGUAAGCAGAGAUGACUGGAUAGAUGGUUAUGUAAGCAGAGAUGACUGGGAUAGAUGGCUUUAUGUAAGCAGAGAUGACUGGGAUAGAUGGCUUUAUGUAAGCAGAGAUGACUGGGAUAGAUGGCUUUAUGUAAGCAGAGAUGACUGGGCUAGAUGGCUUUAUGUAAGCAGAGAUGACUGGAAUGAAUGGCUUUAUGUAAGCAGAGAUGACUGGAAUAGAUGGCUUUAUGUAAGCAGAGAUGACUGGGAUAGAUGGCUUAUGUAAGCAGAAAAUUGACUGGGAUAGAUGGCUUUAUUAAGCAGAAUGACUGGGAUAGAUGGCUUUAUGUAAGCAGAGAUGAUGGGCUAAUGGCUUUAUGUAAGCGAGAUGACUGGGAUAGAUGCUUUAUGUAAGCAGAGAUGACUGGGAUAGAUGGCUUUAUGUAAGCAGAGAUGACUGGGAUAGAUGGCUUUAUGUAAGCAGAGAUGACUGGGCUAGAUGGCUUUAUGUAAGCAGAGAUGACUGGGAUAGAUGGCUUUAUGUAAGCAGAGAUGACGGGGGCUAAAAUUGGCUUUAGAAAGCAGAGAUGACGGGGUAGAUGGUUUUUGUAAGCAAAAGUGACGGGAAGUUUGGCUUUUGAGAAGAGAAUGACUGGGUAGAUGGCUUUAUGAAAGCGGAUGACUGGGUGAUAGAGAGGCCCAUGUAAGCAGAGAGACGGGGUUAAAUGGUUUUAUGUAAGGGCGGAUGACUGGGUAAGAGGGGCUUUAUGUAAGCAGAGGGGGUUUGGGCUGAAUCUUUGAAAAGCAGAGAGGGGAAUGGGUAGAUGGCUUUAGGGAAAGCAGAGAGGACGGGUAAAAGGGUUUAGUAAGCAGAGAUGAGGGGAUAGUGGUUUUUAUUAAGCAGAGUUUGAGGGGUAAAGGGUUUUAUGUAAGCAGAGAUGACGGGAUAGAUGGCUUAGAAACCCCGGUUUGACGGGAUAGAGGGCUUUAGUAAGCAAAAGGGGCCCAGAGGGGGGUUGGGGGGGGGGGCUUUAUGAAGCAGAGAUAUGGGUGAAAUGGUUUUAAAUUUUUUGGGGUUUUGAAAGCAGAGAUAAAUGGGGUUUGGGGCUUUUUUGUAACAGGAUGACGGGUAAAUUUUCGGAUGUAAGCAAAAUGACGGGAUGAUGGCUUUAUGAAAAAGGUUCAAGGUUAGUAAGAAGUUAAAUUUGGUUUGGAAAAAGGGAAAAAUUUAAACUUUAUUUAACCGGUGAGGGUAUUACUUAGGCCAAAGGGGUUUUUUAAGAUGGGGCCCCGAAGGGAAUGAGGGGAAAAUUCUUUUUAAAAUACAAAUCAAAAAUAUUAAAUCCUUUUUAAAGCAGAAAGAAAAAACAAGUCAUAAAAAAAAAAAAUUUCGGGUUUUAAGAAUUUAAGGUUUUUUUUUUAACCACCUUUAGAAGGGGUCAAAUUUGGGGGCGGGUUUAUUAAAAAACCCAAAAAAUUAAAAAAAAUUAAAAAAAAAACACAAAAAUUUAAAUUGGGAAAAAAAAACCCCAGUUCAAACCUUAAUAAAAAAUUUAAUCCCCAAAACCGCUGAUGGGCUCAAAUUUUGGGAACUCGGGUUUCAUUUUCCCCCUCCUUCUAAAGGGAAAAAAGAGGGGGAAAAAGGGGAGAGAGAUGAGGAAUUUAAAAACCGGGGGGGAUAGCCAAGGGGGAGGAGAGGUGUUAUGGGAUACCCGAGGUUUUAAAAUUAUGAAAGGAAAGGGGGAUAAAAAAAAAAAGGGGCGCACAAGGGGAGAGAGGGAAGGGGGGCAAUUUCAAACCCCAACCCAAAAAAAAAAAGGGGGGCCCAAAACCCCCAAAAACCCCGGGGGGCCCCAGGCAGGGGGGGGAAACGGGAACCCAACCCAAAAGCAAAGGAAAAAAUAAUGGAAAAAAAAUUUUUUUAAAUGGAAAAUUCAAUUUAAAUUAACAAAAAACCGGGGAACUGAAUUUUCCCAAAAGCCCAAAGUUUUUUUAAAUUUUAAAAGUAUAAUAUUAAGUUUUUUGUAAACAAAAAUUUGAAAUAAAAUUUUAAAAAAAAAUAAACAUAAAAAAUUUUUUUAAAAUGGGUUGCUUACUUGGGUUUUUUCCCGGUAAAAGGGUUUAAAUUUCAGUUUUGGGGGAAAAAAUUUUGGGGGGAAAAAGUAAGACCAGGGAAAUUUUAAAAUAAAAGGGGGGAAAAGGUGGUUUUUACGGGCCCCUUUUCGGGUGAAAUGGGGGGCACCAAAUUUAAAAGGGGUAGGACAUGGGUUUUUUUAUAAAUGGGGAAAUUUAAAAAGGGGGGUUUGGUUUUUUUUAAUUAUUUGUGUGGUUUUUGGGUGUAAUCGGGGGAAAAAAUAUGGGUCUUAAUAUGUUUCUUUACUUUUGGCCCCGGGGGGGAGGUUAGGAAGGGAACUAAGUUUCCCCUCUUUUUGGGGGGCAGGGGUGCAAAUAGCCUGUUUCUUUUGGGAGAGCCGGGGGUUUUUUCCCCUAGGGCCUUUUUCAAAGAAAGGCAUGCUCACGGUUUGGUCCCAAUAUUUCCAAAGCUUUCCUUAAUUUUGGGGUCAGUCCCCAUGGGUCAGGUUUCUCCAGUGUACUCUCGGGGAGGGCCCCCAAAUAGCAUUCUAGUUUGUUGUUUUUUUUUUUGUUCUUUCCAAUGGGGUCAAGUAAUUUUUUUUUUUUCUUUUCUCAUGUUUUUUGGGUUUGGGUUUUCCUAAUUGUGGGUUUUGGGGGUUUGUUUCCUGGGGACUCUUUUUGGGUUUUGUGUUUGUGAGAGACCCCCGGGCCCAAAAGCUACUAGGGGGGGGACUUUUCCCCCAAUUUUCAUUCUUUUUUGGUUUGAUGGCUUUUUUAUGGAAGGUUUGGGAAUUGUUUUCCUUUUAAGUGGUUUUUUAAAAAUUUUUAAAGGGCCCUUUUUUCGGGGGAUUUUGUUUUAAUUAGGGGGGUUUUGGGGGGGAAAAUUAGGGCCCCCUUAAAUUGGCCCUUAUUUUUGGUUUUGUUUUUACUUUUUCCCACAGAGGAUUUUUUUGGCAAAAUUUCCCUGCAGCGGAGUUCCCAAAUUUUGGGGGUUUGUCCCUUUUGUAAAAAUUUUUGGGUUUGGGUGGGGCGGGCCCCCAAAGGACCUCAAACCCCUAAAGGGCAAGGGUUUCUAUAACGUUUAAAGUAUUUUUAGCCAGAUCCUAAAAUGGUUGGAAAUUUUUUUUCCAAAAAUUUUAUUUUCCUUUUGAUGGCAUAGAAGGGCCUUUUCCCCUUUUUUUCUCAGAUCUUUCCACAGCUUUGUGGAAUUCCCUGGGGGCCCUAAAUUUUUGGGGCCGGGUUGGUUUUGGGAUAGUUUUUUUGGUGUUAGGGAAACCCGUGUUAGAGGGAAAAUUUGUUUUUGUGGUCCGGAAAAAGGCCCCUUUUUGGGAAAACACCAUUUUUUUUAGUCUUACGGGAUUUAUGUCAGGGCCCAGGUCGACAAAAUUGUGAGAAAAAAUUAGGGGUGUUUGGGCCCUCCUUGGAGGGGGACAAAAAGCCCCAGAUCAUCAGAAAAAACAGUAGACUUUUAAAUUCAGUUUCUAGUAGGGUGAGGCCGGGGGUGCGGGACUGUUUAGUGCCCCCCCAAAAAUCGUUGAUUAUAUGUUAAAGGGAGGGGGGGGGGCUUUAAAAUGCAUCCCUGUCUCCCCCCACGGUUUUGGUGGAAAAAAAGGUGUUUUUUUUUGCCAAAUUUAAGCCCCAUUUGGGUUGGGUUUGUACAGGGUUUUUUAAAAUGUUGUAUUUUUUCCCCCCAAACCCCAAAAUUUCCUCAAUUUGUUAGCACCCCCUCAUCCAAAUUGAGCCCAAAAGGUUUUUUUAAAAAUCAACAAAGAAUGGGGAAGACUUUCCCUUUUUUUGGGUUUUGUUUGUUUGUAAAUUAGGGUGUGCGGGGUUUGGUUUUAAAGGGGGGUUUUGUGUACGGUUUAAUUUGGAAAAAAAACCCAAAUUUUGGACAUUUGCCCCAGCCCGGGGGUUUUAAUGGGGAAAAAAGGAAAUAAAAUAGUCCCCUGUUAAUGAUAAUCAGAGGGUUUUUCCCCAAAGGGUUUGUGUUGACGUUUUUAUCCCCGGGUUUUAAUUAUUGGGUAAAAUUUGUCUAAAUUUUUUGGGUUUGGGGGUUCAUUUCCUUGGUUCCAAAUGGGGGGGGAAAGAUGCCAAAAGCAAAGGAUGAUGUUAAAGAGUUUAAUAUAGUUUUAAUUAAAAUUUUGGUCUUUAUAUUUUAUCUUUUUCAUGGGAUACCAUAAACCCCAAAGGGCCUUUUGGGUGGGGGUUUUGGGUAUUUUUUUCCCGAAAGUUCUUUCAAGGAAAAAUUGGAGAACCCAGGGGGUUUUGGGGUUUGCCUUUAAUAUUUGGGUUUCUAAGAUUUGAUUUGCCCUUAUUUUUUUUGGGUUGUUUUUGUUCUUUGUUAUAGGGCCAAAAAGAUUGGAAAAAGGGGGGUUUAAACCCCUCAUCUCCGUUUUGGAUAGAAGCUAGUUUUUUGUUGUUUGUUUAGGGUUUUUUAAUUUUCCCCGAAGUGGUUUUGGGGUCUAUGGAUUUUUCCCCCUUACAUGGGGUUAUUUUGGGCAUUGGAUUUUUCUUUUUCCCCUAGUGUUUUCUGAUUGUUUUAUGAUUUCACUAGUGAAGGCGGAGGGUUCCAAAAUUUGGGGGCUCUAUGUUUUGGUUGGAUUUGGUUCUUUUCUUCUUUGGGUUUUUGCAUUCCUUUAUCAAAAACCUUUAUCACUGUUUUUUGAAAUUUUUUCUUUGGUUUUUGUUAAAAAGGGUUUUUAGAUUUGAUAGGGAAAACUGAGAGGUCAAAAUAAGUUUAGGUUUUUUUCUGCCAAGUUUUUACCCUUUUGUCCAAAGGAAAUUGUUUUUUGAAGGGAUUUUAAUUUUUUGGUUUCCAAAUUUUUUUUUGGGAGGUUUCAAAAUACUUUCUUUCCAUCUUAGCAUUUAAUAUUUUCAGUUGGUUUGUGUCGGUUUUGCCCGGGGGGGGGUAUGGGGGAAAAGGAAAGCUGGUCACUCCAGGUAGGGUAGGGGUUUGUCCCCCGGUGCCGAUUUAUGUCAGGUUUGGUUUCAGUUUGGCCCUUUAGGGGCACAGACCCAGUAAUGUUUCCGGGUCUGGAAAUGAGGGUUUUCCCCCCCAGGAUGGAGAAAACUUUUAUUAAAAAUAAAGGGGGGUUUAAUGGGGGGGGGAUAUUUUUGGGGUUUUGGAACACAGGAGGGGCAUUUUUUUGUUGAGAUAAAUUUUCCCUUUUAAAAUUUUUUAAAAAAAAAUGUAAAAGGGGGCCGUUUUGGGUUAAUUUAAAAAGAGUGAGUUAGGGUUUUGCUUAUACAAAAAUUUGCAUCCCCCCCCAGUCCCUUCCCUUUCACACUGGUUUGUUUGGGGGAGGGGGCUACCAGCUCUUGGGGAAAAUAGAGGGGAAAAAGUGGGGCGUCCCCUAACCCCGGUUUUUUGGGAGGUGGGAAAAUGUCUGUAAUUUUUCCCAUAUUCCAGGAGAAAUGUAAAGUGGUUCCCCAAAAAUGUUUAAUGGGGUUGGGAGGAUGGGGGGGAAGGAAGGGAAAAAGAGGGGAAGGAAAAAUUAAAAGAAGGGAGAGAGAUAGGUAGAAAAGAGAAAAGGAAAAACCCUGACAAAAAACUAAAAUUUUUUUCCCCUCUCUCCCUUAUUUUCUUCUAUUUUAUCUUCCAUCUUUUCUCUCUUUUCCCCUCUCUCUCUUUCUUACCCGGCUCAAAAAAAGUUGGAGUAGAAGGGGGCUUGCCUGGCCCCGAGGAAGGGUUGUGUGCCAUGGGUGGUGAGAAAAAACCCAUCGGGGGGCCCCGGUUCCCUUUAUCCCCACAAAGACGCUACACUGUGUUUCCCUGCUACGGGGCAGGUUCGCCCCGCGAUGCAAACCAAAUGAAAAAAAAGGGGACCAGGGUCCCUCGAAUCAACAUUAUCCCGUCCCCUGUUAUUUUAUGUUCCCCACAGUAGUGCUAGGAUUUUGUUUAAAAACCCCCUUUCCAUGUAGUCAGUGAGGCUGAUGGGUAUGUUUCCUCCGUAGGCGCUGGCGGCAGGGGGUGUGAGCUACAAGGACGAGACGUGGCACAAGGAGUGUUUGGUGUGCACGGGCUGCAAGAGCCCACUGGCCGGCCAACCCUUCACCUCCCAGGGAGACACACCCUACUGCGUCAAGUGCUUCAGCAACCUCUACGCACAUAAGUGUGCCACCUGCAACUCGCCCAUCACAGGUCAUGGAUUCUCCAUUUGACUAAAUAAUAUGGCUUGAUUGGACACACCCAAAUGGCACCCUAGUCUCUCAAUACUGCACUUACAUUGUGGGACUAAGUACCAGCCCAGGCAAAGACACCCUGCAUGCCAGAGCACAGACAUACUAGAAAUAUACUGGUAGAGCCUGUGGCUGUUUUAGAAUGCCAGUGUUUCAAUUGAACACAGAGAACUGGUAUUGCAGCCAACCAUAGAAUUACCCACAGAACUUUCAUGUUAAGAAUGUAAUUUUGAGUUGAGUAAUGUCUCUCUUACUGCCCACCUGUCAAUCCAGGUGAGAGUCAAAGUUCUCUAUGUAGACAUGGGCUCUGGUCAAAAGUAGUGCACUAUUCUGGAUAUAGGGUGCCAUUUGGGAUGCCCACGUAUGCUACUAUAGAUGCUAACAAGAGUGUUUUAUUCCCUCCAGGGUUUGGCGAGGGGAAGUACAUUUCUUUCCAGGAUCGGCAGUGGCACCAGCCCUGCUUCAAGUGUUCCCACUGCUCCGUCUCUCUGGUUGGGUCCGGCUUCUUCCCCGACCGGGACCAGAUCCUGUGUGGAGACUGCAACAACGACCAAGAAGACCAAUGA